Messenger RNA from Dunckerocampus dactyliophorus (ringed pipefish), 6208 nucleotides. RefSeq names its product shisa like 1b (gene shisal1b). The record is from RefSeq and is a predicted model, not a curated record. The coding region runs from base 597 to 1181 and encodes 194 amino acids. Lineage: Eukaryota; Metazoa; Chordata; Actinopteri; Syngnathiformes; Syngnathidae. The transcript has 5 exons.
AAAGCGUAAAAACAACGGACUUCUUUGUAGAAGGAAUGCACGGCAGUGAGAUAAACAAGAGCUCUCUCACUGUAGAGGAUCUCCCUCCAGUGCAUCCACACAAGCUCCCUCUCGCUUUCCCUCUCUCUCUCACUUCCCUCCGUCAGCUCGUGUAUCGUUUCAUCUCGCUCAGCCUCUCGCUCGCUCUUAACAGACUCACCGCCGCUGCGCUCUGACAGAUGGGGAGACACCGCCGAGGAGGAGCACUCAGGGGCCAGAAGAGUCUGUUUUUCUUUUCUUCUCCACAUCCGGCUUUCUUUUCCUCAUGAGCAGCUCAUCAUCACCAACAUCCCAGCCCCAGAGGAAGAUGAGGAGGCUGUGCAUGUGAGGAGAACCGGAGCGAGGGACGAGGAGCAACAGGGUGGUGGGAAGCGGACAAGAGGAGGUGCCCUGUUUCUUCAUGCUGGAGCAAGGGGUCCUGACUCCCGGUAGCAGCAGCAGCAGUCAUGUGAGAGGAGCUCUCAGCACGCAGAGGAUGAGCGGCUCGAGCUGAACACGAUCUCCCCCUGUUCCCUGCCUCCUGCACCCGUCCUCCUUUCCCACAUGACGGCCAGAAGAUGACUAUUACCAGUCGGCAGUCCUUGAAUGUCCUGACGGUCAUCUUCCUCCUUCUGUCCACUGCAGCGCUCUCGGCUCAUUACCGGGUGUGCGAGCCCUACUCCGACCACAAGGGGCGCUACCACUUCGGCUUCCACUGCCCCCGCCUGUCAGACAACAAGACCUACAUGUUCUGCUGCCACCACAACAACACCGCCUUCAAGUACUGCUGCAACGACACCGAGUUCCAGAUGGUCAUGCAGAUCAACCUCACCACCACCACGGACGGCUAUUCACACAAUAAUUACACAGCCCUGGUGGGAGUGUGGAUCUACGGCUUCUUCGUCAUGGUCCUGCUGGCUCUGGACUUCCUCUACUACUCGGCCAUCAAUUACGAGCUGUGCCGGGUCUACCUGGAGAAGUGGGGCCUCGGGGGCCGCUGGCUAAAGAAGGCCCGCAGCCAGUGGCACCGGGCCAUGGAGGACGAGAGCCAAGCGCAGGCCCAGGCUCAGCCGAUGAUGGCGGGCCACUACCAGGCCAGACACAGCCUCCGAGGCGAGAGCCACAGCCCCACGCUGCUGCCCUACAACACCUCCACCGCAUGAAGAGUAGCAACACGCCGUUUCCUUCCACGGGGGGCAGAGGAAACACGGUACUCCACUUCGCCUGCCAUCCUGGAGUCUUUGGCAGGGAACCCCGCCCCCCAGCGAGCCCCUCCCCCCCAACCCCUACUCUGAUGAGCACAAAACGCCAACGGACUGACAGCAGAGGCUUUUAACAGGACACAGACGAGCAGUGAGUGAGUGACAAUGAAGCCGAGCCCCUGAAGGCUGCCAGGACAUGGAAUGAAGUGGAGUGGAAGACACCCCCCCAACCCCCCACCACCCUCCUCCAAACCCCACCCCAAACAACUGGAUGAACUUGCGGUAAAGUUGAGCAGGCAGUGAGAUGUUCAACACUGCUGUGUGAGUUUGUGUUGCGUAGCAGUUAGACACUUCUUCUGUAUUUGCUGGUUUAUUUAUGUGCGUGCUGGUUUGGGAAGGCGAGGAUCGUACGCUUGAUGCUGAGCAUCAGCCUCACGUAGACUAGACAAGCCUUUUCUUCCCCACGCCGCCGACAGUAUCUUACGUGUUUGGAGUCUCCACACGAGUGCUUUCUCGAUAUCGUAACGUGUCUUUGACGAGGACGCGCCGUUUUUUUUGUUCUGCUGUAGCUCUAAAAGCGUCUUUGUUGUUUGUUUUCCCCCCACGUGUGAUCAGUGCUUGUGUUUGUUUUAAGGAGGUGAAUUAUUUCAGCCGGGAUCAGGGACGCCAGAGCAUCGUCUGACGCGACCCAUUUGUCACCGGUUAUCACGGUAACCGCCAUUAACAGCCGUCCUCACGAGCGGAGCUGCCGCGAAAGAGCAGUUCCUCUAGCAAUACCGCAACGCACUGAUAUCACACGAUCAAAAAGUCCUGUGACGAUAUCAUCCCCGCUUCAAUUUAGAAAUAAAAACAUUCCCCAUGUAACUUCUCAGCAAUAAUGUACAGUAGCUCAACGUGAAGGAUGACAAGGUGUCGCAUUUCCAUCCAUACUGCCUGUUCUCGUGAGAACACCCUCGUAAUUAGUACUUUGUCCACUUUAUUGACUGAUUUUUAAUGAUUUUUUAAUGAAUGAUAUGAAAAUAAUUAGUCCUAACUCUGUUUUAAAGUAAUGCAAAAUGUAUGGAGCGAAAAACGCAAGCACAAUUGUUUCAUCUGUGUUAAUGAUGAUGCACUUCAUGCUGCAUUUUAUUCCAUUCAGUUCAGAGUUACAAAAUUCCAGUAUAAUGCUAAUAUGAAUAUAUGAUUACAUGAUACAAAUAUAUACUAUUUCCAUAUUUUCAAAUGAUCAUUAUAUUCAAAUGCUGUAACUUAUUAAAGUACAUAAUAUACAUUACCAGGCAAAACCUUUCAUAUUAUUGUACGCGAAAGUGUCUUCAAACUUUUCAUUGGUAUUGUAUAGAAAUAAAUUAUACGUACUUUCAUCUUACUGUACUACAAUUUUAGUCAUUUUAAUUGAAUGGAAUUAGAGGUUUGGACACACUUCCUCACGCUAUUGGAUUAGAAAGUGUGUCCAAACCGGGAGUGUAUAUGUUAUAUAUAUCAUAUACAUAUAUAUUAUACAUUUUGUAUAUAGUAGGUAUUAUAUAUAUUUAUUAGUGGAGAUAUACUGUAUAUGAUGAGUAUGACAUUUUCAGAAGAUUCCAUUUUCAAUUCAGUUAAAAUAAGUUUCAUCAAAACAAAAAGGUAAUCAAAAGGUCGUUGACUUUUGGUACGAUUUACGAUGUAAAUUCUCACGGGAACAAGGCGCGGACGUGGUUGAAUGGAAGUCAUGGAUCCAUGUGAAGCGUUACUCACGAUGUUAUAUGCAAACCUGCCAUCGCAAUCCGUGCGACAGCGUACGUGACGUCCACUAUCACACCGCUAAAAUCGCAAGUGCUCACUUUGGCGUAUUUGCUUCAAUGAUCUGUCGUGUGUUGAUUCCUGGAGAGUUUCAGCUCUACAAACGUACAUUUUAGGCCCUGAUAUGGAAGUGGAAUUCAUAUGUUGAGACGUACAGUGGAACCCCAUUUUUGGUUUUUAAUUGGGUCCAACGAAAACCGAAACGUAUAAAAAGCGAAACAACUUUUCCGAUAGGAAAUAAUGUAAAGCCAAUUGAAUUUCUUCCAGACACCUACAAAUAUUAAAUGGGCGAAAUAUUAUUAGCAAAUUAGCUACUUUGUUACAUGCAAAAUUGCACGAAAACCGAGACAGUGUACGAAGACCUAGGCAAAAUGUUGGCAAAAAUUUUUUGUCGAAAAACGAAUCAACUAGCAAACGGGCUAGUUUGUCAUGCACAGCAUUGUACGAAAACCUAGACAGUGUACAAAAACGGAGGUAACAUUUUUGACGAAAAACGAACCAACGAGGAAAUGGCCAACUUUGUUAUGCACGACAAUGUAUGAAAACCGAGGAAAAAAUUUAGAGAAUUUUUGUGUCAAAAAAAACGAAUCAAUUAACAAUUGGGCUAGUUUGUUAUGCACAGCGUUGUACGAAAACUUGACGGUGUACAGAAACUGAGCAAAUGGGCUAGCUUGUUAAGCAUGACAUUGUGUGAAAACUGAGACAGUGUACGAAAACCCAGAGGCAAACAUUUUCUGCAUCAAAUGGGUGACUUUCACAUUGUAUGAAACCGAAAUAGCGCAUGAAAAGCUCGGCAAAAUUUUGGCGAACAUUUUUGUUGAAAAAUGAAGCAACUAGCAAAUGGGAUUCUUUGUUACGCACAACAUUGUAGAAAAACUGAGGCAAAAUUUUGAUGAAAAUUUUGUUGAAAAACAAAUCAACGACCAAAUUGGCUACUUUCUUACGCACCAAAUUGUAUGAAAACCGAGGCAACAUUUUUGCGAAUUUUUUUGUCGAAAAACAUAUCAACUAGCAAAUGGGGUAGUUUGUUUUGCAUAGCUUUGUACGUGAACUGAGACGUGUACAGAAACCGAGCAAAUGGACUAGUUUGUUACGCACGACAUUGAGACAGUGUAUGAAAACAUAGGCAAGAUUUUGGCAAAAAUUUUCAGCAAAAAAUUAUUCAGGUAUGAAAUGGGCUACUUUUUUUCACACAACAUUCUACGAAAACCGAGAUAUUGUACGAAAGCCUAAGCAAAAUUUUGGUGAAAAUGUUUGUUGAAAAAUUAAGUUACUAGCAGUUGGGCUACUUUGUGACACACAUUGUACAAAAACCAAAGAAAAAUUUUGGUGGAAAUUUUUGUUGACAAAACAACUACCAAUUUGGCUACUUGGCCACGCACGACGUGCGAAAACUGAUACAAUGUAUGAAAACCCAGGCCGGAUUUUCAGCAAAAGACAAAUCUAAUAACAAAUGGGCUGGUUGUUUACGCACAAUGUACGAAAACCGAGACGGUGUACGAAAGCUAAGGCAAAAUUGUUGUGAAAAAUUUUUGUCGAAACAACGAAAACGAAAUAACUAGCAAAUGGGCUUGUUUGUGACACACAAAAUUAUACGAAGGCCGAGAAAGUUUGAAAAUCAAGGCUACAUUUUGGCAAACAUUUAGUCAAAAAGCAAAUCAACUUGCAAAUGACUUUGUAUGGAAACUGAGGCAAAACUUUGUUUUUGGCGAAAAACGAAUGAAGUAGCAAAUUAGCUAGUUUGUUACACAUAACAGUGUACGAAAACUGAGACAGUGUAUGAAAAUCUAAGCGAAAACCUUAAUAAAAAAACACAAAAACUGGGUCAUUGGAAAACUGAGGUUUGAUUGUACGUCAAGUUUUUUCCCGAGCGUUUGUUUCUUGCAAAAAAAUUCGGCAGAUAAGUCUUGUUUCCAUCGAGCAGUUCAGUGCGGGAUGGUACGGUUCAGAUGGGUAAACCCCGAUCAGCUUGCAUUUCCACUGUGAUGACGCAACAAAGCGGUGCUGUGCAUUGACAGUAUCUUGUUCUGCUUUUAGGCAAGCGAACCAAACUGUGCUGCUUGGUGCAACCAAGGCUUUGCUUUGCUAAUAGGCUGCCCUCUACUGGCCUGGAGUGCCCUUUCUAAGUUGUUUUGCAGAAUUGAAGCCAGUGUCAAAACAAGGGAAGCGAAAGCAGUCAAUCCAAAUGAAUGAAGGUACGUGCUAAAGGCUAACAGAAGUAAUGCAGUCACAAUAACAGCGCGAACAAAGCAACCCUCCCAGCGUUCGGCGACUAAAGUAGGUCAUGCGGUGUCACCAUGGCAACCACAGAGAUGCUGUUCUCCUUAUUAUGACUCCUCAUUUAAAAACUUUUUGGUUAAAUGACGACAUGUUGCAGCGCGAAGUCACACAAAUUCCAGAUGUCCUUAUCUGCAAUAAUAUUAGCAUUUGCUGGGACGUUCGCUCCCAUCGGAGAGGCUAACGUUUAAUUGGCUGGCUGCCAUGUGCUUUCAGGGGCACGGGAACACAAUUUGUCCAGGAGAAAUAAUUGGCCCCGGAGAUCAGCGGUGCUUUUAAUUCACGCUCUCCUGCUCUUGUGCUUGUGCAGCUGCCGCCCUAUUCCCACUUAUUCCCGCUCUUUGACCAACAGGGAGGCAAGUUUUUUAUGUAAUUCAUCACACAGCAGCAUCAGCAGCAGCAGCUCAAAGGGGAUUUAAUUAGUCGUCGGUGCUGGGUAAGUUUGGGGAAUCUAGAUAUGAUGAUUCCAGAAUCAUCAUAUUAUUCUAUUCUUCUCAAAGUGUAACACAUAGAUGUUUUUUGUUUUUUUUUAAACGUUUUGUUUUGUCUGAAGCAGCCUGACGUGAUGUGACACUGUAUCAUCCUCCCUGGUGGACAAGAACACCAACUAAACAAAAGGAUGUGGAGCACACAUCUGUUCCAGUCUCUCUACAGGUUGUCAUGGUAACAGUUGCCUUACAGUUGAAUAGCCACCUGUACACACACACACACACACACACACGGAAGCUUGGUAGUAGUCUGAUACCUCACUUUUUUCAGGGUGUGGUGGUACCGGUGUAAGUCAGUGAAGUGUACGUUCUGUCCAGAGUAUUUCUUAUACUACUGUAGAUAGAAUGUUGCGUAACCGUUCUCAGUUGGAUUGUUUAUUGCACUUGUUGACUUUGUAUCGUCACAACAGGGAGAAAUAAAUAAAGUUUUAUCUUUUCCACUGU